Lindgomyces ingoldianus is the source of this 1437-nucleotide messenger RNA. Its product is annotated as protein-L-isoaspartate O-methyltransferase. The record is from RefSeq and is a predicted model, not a curated record. NCBI's taxonomy places the organism in Eukaryota, Fungi, Ascomycota, Dothideomycetes, Pleosporales, Lindgomycetaceae. The coding region runs from base 383 to 1054 and encodes 223 amino acids. Gene Ontology annotation, cellular component: cytoplasm. Gene Ontology annotation, molecular function: protein-L-isoaspartate (D-aspartate) O-methyltransferase activity. Gene Ontology annotation, biological process: protein modification process. The transcript has 2 exons.
CACCAUGCCCAGCUGGCCCAUGCGUCUGCUACCCCAGAUUCUGAGUCUCUGAGUGACCUCAGCCCCGCAACAAUUGCCAUUCUUUGAUAACCACAGAAUGACCUCACCCCACCCUCCCUCGGCGUAUAUCUCCGCCAUAACUGCCUCACCUCCUUACUGUAGCCUCAUAUCGAACUUCUAACAGCUCUGGCGAUUCAUACCCCCACCAUCCUUCACCUGCAGGCUCCUCCUAGUUACUCUCCUCCUAGCUACUCUCCUCUUUGCUUUCCUCCUUGCUUUCCUCCCUCCCUUUCUCCUUCCUUUCUGCAUCCUGCCUCUCCUCCCCAAACUCCUGCGGCCAGCCCGCGGCCCAUCGCCUCUGACAUCUACUAGAAGCUUCACAAUGGCGUGGCGAAGCUCUGGCUCGACCAACGCCGGUCUUGUCAACAACCUCGCGCAGAACGGGCUCAUUACAAACGACCGAGUGAAAGACGCCAUGUUGCAGGUUGACAGAUCCCACUACGCACCCACAUCCCCCUUCGACGACUCCCCGCAACUCAUCGGCCACCAAGCCACAAUCUCUGCGCCCCACAUGCACGCCAGCGCCUGCGAAUCCCUCCUCCCGUUCCUGAAUCCGGGGUCCCGCGUGCUCGACAUCGGAUCCGGCUCGGGGUACCUCACCGCCGUGUUUGCGAAACUCGUCGGCGAGACCGGCACCGUCAUCGGCGUCGAGCACAUCCAGCCACUUGUCGCCCUGGCCCAGGCCAACAUGCGCAAGUCAGCCGACGGGCGGCAAAUGCUGGAUUCGGGACGAGUGCGGUUUAUUAAAGCGGACGGACGGAAGGGGUGGAAGGAUGGUGCGCCGUAUGAUGCAAUUCAUGUAGGCGCUGCGGCCGCCGAACAUCAUGUCGAGUUGACGGAGCAGUUGAAGGCUCCAGGGCGGUUAUUCGUGCCGGUUGCUGAGGGGUGGAUGCAGCAUAUUUAUGUGGUUGAUAAGAAGAGUGACGGGAGCGUAGAGCGAAAGAAGUUGUAUGGUGUGCAGUAUGUGCCGUUGACGGAUGCGCCAGUGGAGUGAAUGACGACUGGAAGACGAGAAAUCAGGAGGUGUCCUAAGAUUGCAAACAGUCACAUGAGAUAAGCUAGGAUAGGUGCUGAAAGGAUGAAGCAGGAUGAAGAAUGAAUGAUGGAACCUGGACAUAAGACUUGGGCAUGGAACAUGCAUCUUCAACCCUCUACCCUCUAUACAUACAUCUUCGGCCUGGCAUAUUCAACGAUGCGCCGCCUUCAGGGUACAACUCGAUACGACUCGACCAAGAGAACACAAAGGCUCUCACCAUCUUCAAUUGCCAUGGCAGUGGCGAAGGAGGAAUAACUAUGAUAAACUGUAUUGUCAUUGUACGAUUGAGAUUGAGAUUAUUAGCACACACACAUAUAUAUAUAUAUAUACGCGCACUUUAU